AUGUUCGAGGCAAAUGUUAUCGUCUGGCCGUUUUUCAACACCGAAUCGGUUGAGGAUCGUCGAAAGUAUAUUAUAAAAGUAUUCCUGGAGUUUGCUGCAUUCGUCCUGAUUGGAUUUGUGCACUGGAUCCUCAUGUUGACGUUAUUGCAGGACUGGUUUUUUGACUUGGUCAAAGACCACACAUCCGCCUUGCUUUUGGCUUUUGUCGUGGGAAUUUUUCUCCUCCUAUUAUUUGCCAUUAGUAAGCCGCUGCGGAAAAUGUCCUGCGUCAACUGGUUGAUUACCCUUAUAAUCGUGGAAUGUCUUGUGGUUUCUCUCAGUGUGCUGGUAAUUUCUUCGGGAAUUCUUUAUAUGCUAGCCGGAUUCUUAAUCGUGGCCGUGGUAAUUGUGUUUUGCUGUUUAAUAGCUUAAUAGCUUAAUUAUGAUCUCACUGGAACCGGACUCUAUCUCUAUAUGCUGGCCACAGGCGCCUACAUGCUGAGCCUUUAUUCCCUGGUGAUAUAUGCAGUCCUCGAGGUGACUUGGGGAUUCUAUCUCUUCGCGACCUUUAUCGCUUGCCUCGUGAUAGUAUUCCUCAUGUAUCAUGUGCAGUGCAUAAUGGGCGGACGAAGGGCCUCGUCCAGUUUGUUCGAUGACAAGUUUGCUGCUCUGCUGCUGUUCCACGAAUUCGUAGGUCUCUUUGUGCUAACCCUCUACUGGCGACCCAUAAUGCAGCGCCUGCAGUUGAAACAAUAA
Messenger RNA from Drosophila suzukii, 735 nucleotides. The record is from RefSeq and is a predicted model, not a curated record. NCBI's taxonomy places the organism in Eukaryota, Metazoa, Arthropoda, Insecta, Diptera, Drosophilidae.